Messenger RNA from Histoplasma mississippiense, 843 nucleotides. RefSeq lists its product with no specific name. The record is from RefSeq and is a predicted model, not a curated record. Bases 1 to 843 code for a protein of 280 amino acids. NCBI's taxonomy places the organism in Eukaryota, Fungi, Ascomycota, Eurotiomycetes, Onygenales, Ajellomycetaceae. The transcript has a single exon. Gene Ontology annotation, molecular function: acyltransferase activity, transferring groups other than amino-acyl groups.
AUGGCGCCAUCUCUUGGCCCUGUUUUGCCGGAUGCGCUGUCCCCAUCUCUCCACCUCGACCACCCGACUGACACGGAAAAUAAGGCGAUUUGGACGCUCACAUCCAAUUCGUGGAAGGAUGCUCUUCCCGCGGAUGUCUACCUCGAGGAAUCGUUACAUCUCAUGACAGUCCCUUUAGCGAAGGACGGGGGAAUGACCCAGUGGGUACUUGUGGAUAAGAACCUCCUACGAGAGCGAAGGCCCCUCCUGGCUUCUUGCGAAACAUUUCGUAAACGCUCCUGGGUCAGCGAUACAUAUGGAAAUGUUGCCGAGUUCAUUACCCACGGAGUUGCCAGUGUCUAUUGUGACCCCCGAUAUCGUGGUCGGGGUUAUGCCUCACGACUGAUGAAAGAACUGGCAGAGGUGCUACCCAAAUGGCAAACGGCCAAAACCAAAGAAUGUAUCGCCAGCGUCCUAUUUUCAGAUAUCGUCAGGCGAUUCUACACAAACCUCAAAUGGUAUGCCUUUCCAAGCUAUCAUGUUGAGUUCCCUCCGUGGGUACCGUCAGCUGGGGCAUCGCCAACUGCGACGCCGCUAUUCGCAGGUGAUCUCGCGAAGCUCUGCAAACAGGACGAGGCACUCGCUCUGAAGACGAUGGCUACACCGCGCACAUAUCACAUGCUCUGGCAUCAUGCAAAAGAAGAGUUUGCCACUAAGGUCCUCCUCAACUUGCAACCGCAGGUAAAAGGUGCGAUUUCUGGAGAGCGUGGGAAUCGUAUCUGGGCGAUCUGGGACGCACCGGGUUCUACGAAUCUCCCCAGAACACAAUAUCCAACAACACUCUCUAUAUCUUGCGGCUUGUAA